AACAAGCAAUCGAUAUUUCACAAUCAAGGGUGUAAUACUAUUUGUAGUAGCGGUCCUUAUAUAUCGUAUUAACAAUCGAAAUAUGGUCGAAAGAAAAAAUCUCUAUUUGAGGGGGCUUCUUCCUAUACCUAUGAAUUCCAUUGGACCCAGAAAUGAUACCUUGGAAGAAUCGGUUGGGUCUUCCAAUAUCAAUAGGUUGAUUGUUUCGCUCCUGUAUCUUCCAAAAGAAAAGAUCUCUGAGAGUUGUUUCCUGAAUCCGAAAGAGAGUACUUGGGUUCUCCCAAUAACUAAAAAGUGUAGCAUGCCUGAAUCUAACUGGGGUUCGCGGUGGUGGAGGAACUGGAUCGAAAAGAGGGAUUCUAGUUGUAAGAUAUCUAAUGAAACCGUCGCUGGAAUUGAGAUCUUAUUCAAAGAGAAAGAUAUCAAAUAUCUGGAGUUUCUUUUUGUAUAUUAUAUGGAUGAUCCGAUCCGCAAGGACCGUGAUUGGGAAUUAUUUGAUCGUCUUUCUCUGAGGAAGAGGCGAAAUAGAAUCAACUUGAAUUCGGGACCGCUAUUCGAAAUCUUAGUGAAACACUGGAUUUCUUAUCUCAUGUCUGCUUUUUGUGAAAAAAUACCAAUUGAAGUGGAGGGUUUCUUCAAACAACAAGGGGCUGGGUCAACUAUUCAAUCAAAUGAUAUUGAGCAUGUUUCCCAUCUCCUCUCGAGAAAGAAGUGGGCUAUUUCUUUGCAAAAUUGUGCUCAAUUUCAUAUGUGGCAAUUUCGCCAAGAUCUCUUCGUUAGUUGGGAGAAUCCGCACGAAUCGGAUUUGAGGAACGUAUCAAGAGAGAGUUGGAUUUGGUUAGACAAUGUGUGGUUGGUAAACAAGGAUCUUUUUAGAAAGGUACGGAAUAUAUCGUCAAAUAUUCAAUAUGAUUCCACAAGAUCCAGUUUCGUUCAAGUAACGGAUUCUAGCCAACUGAAAGGAUCUUCUGAUCAAUCCAGAGAUCAUUUGGAUUCCAUUAGUAACGAGGAUUCGGAAUAUCACACAUUGAUCAAUCAAAGAGAGAUUCAACCACUAAAAGAAAGAUCGAUUCUUUGGGAUCCUUCCUUUCUUCAAACAGAAGGAACAGAGAUAGAAUCAGACCGAUUCCCGAAAUGCCUUUCUGGAUAUUCCUCAAUGUCCCGGCUAUUCACGGAACGUGAGAAGCAGAUGAUUAAUCAUCUGCUUCCGGAAGAAAUCCAAGAAUUUCUUGGGAAUCCUACAAGAUCGGUUCUCUUUUUCUCUGAUAGAUGGUCAGAACUUCGUCUGGGUUCGAAUCCUACUGAGAGGUCCACUAGAGAUCAGAAAUUGUUGAAGAAACAACAAGAUCUUUCUUUUGUCCCUUCCAGGCGAUCGGAAAAUAAAGAACUGGUUAAUAUAUUCAAGAUAAUUACGUAUUUACAAAAUACUGUCUCAAUUCAUCCUAUUUCAUCAGAUCCGGGGUGUGAUAGGGUUCUGAAGGAUGAACCGGAUAUGGACAGUUCCAAUAAGAUUUCAUUCUUGAACAAAUCCAUUUUUGAUUUAUUUCAUCUAUUCCAUGACCGGAACAGGGGAGGAUACACGUUACACCACGAUUUUGAAUCAAAAGAGAGAUUUCAAGAAAUGGCAGAUCUAUUCACUCUAUCAAUAACCGAGCCGGAUCUGGUGUAUCAUAAGGGAUUUGCCUUUUCUAUUGAUUCCUACGGAUUGGAUCAAAAACAAUUCUUGAAUGAGGCCAGGGAUGAAUCGAAAAAGAAAUCUUUAUUGGUUCUACCUCCUAUUUUUUAUGAAGAGAAUGAAUCUUUUUCUCGAAGGAAGAAAAAAUGGGUCCGGAUCUCCUGCGGGAAUGAUUUGGAAGAUCCAAAACCAAAAAUAGUGGUAUUUGCUAGCAACAACAUAAUGGAGGCAGUCAAUCAAUAUAGAUUGAUCCGAAAUCUGAUUCAAAUCCAAUAUAGUACCUAUGGGUACAUAAGAAAUGUAUUGAAUCAAUUCUUUUUAAUGAAUCGAUCCGAUCGCAACUUCGAAUAUGGAAUUCAAAGGUAUCAAAUAGGAAAGGAUACUCUGAAUCAUAGAACUAUAAUGAAAUAUACGAUCAACCAACAUUUAUCGAAUUUGAAAAAGAGUCAGAAGAAACGGUUCGAUCCUCUUAUCUUGAUUUCUCGAACCGACGGGAGAUUCAUGAAUCGGGAUCCUGAUGCAUAUAGAUACAAAUGGUCCAAUGGGAGCAAGAAUUUCCAGGAACAUUUGGAACAUUUCGUUUCUGAGCAGAAGAGCCGUUUUCAAAUAGUGUUCGAUCAAUUACGAAUUAAUCAAUAUUCGAUUGAUUGGUCUGAGGUUAUCGAAAAAGAUUUGUCUAAGCCACUUCGUUUCUUUUUGUCCAAGUCACCUUUUUUGUCCAAGUUGCUUUUCUUUUUGUCGAACUCACUUCUUUUCUGUGUGAGUUUCGGGAAUAUCCCCAUUCAUGGGUCCGAGAUCUACAUCUAUGAAUUGAAAGGUCCGAAUGAUCAACUCUGCAAUCAGUUGUUAGAAUCAAUAGGUCUUCAAAUUGUUCAUUUGAAAAAAUGGAAACCCUUCUUAUUGGAUGAUCAUGAUACUUCCCGAAAAUGGAAAUUCUUGAUCAAUGGAGGAACGCCCUUUUUGUUCAAUAAGAUACCAAAGUGGAUGAUUGACUCAUUCCAUACUAGAAAUAAUCGCAGGAAAUCCUUUGAUAACGCGGAUUCCUAUUUCUCAAUGAUAUUCCACAAUCAAGACAAUUGGCUGAAUCCCGUGAAACCAUUCCAUAGAAGUGCAUUGAUAUCUUCUUUUUGUAAAGCAAAUCGACUUCGAUUCUUGAAUAAUCCACAUCACUUCUGCUUCUACUGUAACACAAGAUUCCCCUUUUAUGUGGAAAAGGCCCGUAUCAAUAAUUAUGAUUUUACGUAUGGACAAUUCCUCAAUAUCUUGUUCAUUCGCAACAAAAUAUUUUCUUUGUGCGUCGGUAAAAAAAAACAUGCUUUUGAGGGGAGAGAUACUAUUUCACCAAUCGAGUCACAGGUAUCUAACAUAUUCAUACCUAACGAUUUUCCACAAAGUGGUGACGAAACGUAUAACUUGUACAAAUCUUUCCAUUUUCCAAGUCGAUACGAUCCAUUCGUUCGUAGAACUAUUUACUCGAUCGCAGGCAUUUCUGGAACACCUCUAACAGAGGGACAAAUAGUCAAUUUUGAAAGAACUUAUUGUCAACCUCUUUCAGACAUGAAUCUAUCUGAUUCAGAAGGGAAGAACUUGCAUCAGUAUCUCAAUUCAAACAUGGGUUUGAUUCACACUCCAUGUUCUGAGUUACCAUCCGAAAAGAGGAAAAAACGGAGUCUUUGUCUAAAGAAAUGCGUUGAGAAAGGGCAAAUGUAUAGAACCUUUCAACGAGAUAGUGCUUUUUCAACUCUCUCAAAAUGGAAUCUAUUCCAAACGUAUAUGCCAUGGUUCCUUACUUCGACAGGGUACAAAUAUCUAAAUUUGAUAUUUUUAGAUACUUUUUCAGACCUAUUGCCGAUACUAAGUAGCAGUCAAAAAUUUGUAUCCAUUUUUCAUGAUAUUAUGCAUGGAUCAGGUAUAUCAUGGCGAAUUCUUCAGAAAAAAUGGUGUCUUCCGCAAUGGAAUCUGAUAAGUGAGAUUUCGAGUAAAUGUUUCCAUAAUCUUCUUCUGUCCGAAGAAAUGAUUCAUCGAAAUAAUGAGUCACCAUUGAUAUCGACACAUCCGAGAUCGCCAAAUGUUCGGGAGUUCCUCUAUUCAAUCCUUUUCCUUCUUCUUGUUGCUGGAUAUCUCGUUCGUACACAUCUUCUCUUUGUUUCCCGGGCCUCCAGUGAGUUACAGACAGAGUUCGAAAAGGUCAAAUCUUUGAUGAUUCCAUCAUCUAUGAUUGAGUUACGAAAACUUCUGGAUAGGUAUCCUACAUCUGUACCGAAUUCUUUCUGGUUAAAGAAUCUCUUUCUAGUUGCUCUGGAACAAUUAGGAGAUUCUCUAGAAGAAAUACGGGCUUCUGGCGGCAACAUGCUUGGUCCCGCUUAUGGGGUCAAAUCACUACGUUCUAAGAAGAAAUAUUUGAGUAUCAAUCUCAUCGAUAUCAUCGAUCUCAUACCAAAUCCCAUCAAUCGAAUCACUUUUUCGAGAAAUACGAGACAUCUAAGUCAUACAAGUAAAGAGAUCUAUUCAUUGAUAAGAAAAAUAAAAAACGUGAAUGGGGGUUGGAUUGAUGAUAAAAUAGAAUCCUGGGUCGCGAACAGUGAUUCGAUUGAUGAUGAAGAAAGAGAAUUCUUGGUUCAGUUCUCCGCCUUAACGAGAAAAAGGAUUGAUCAAAUUCUAUUGAGUCUGACUCAUAGUGAUCAUUUAUCAAAGAAUGACUCUGGUUAUCAAAUGAUUGAACAACCGGGAGCAAUUUACUUACGAUACUUAGUUGACAUUCAAAAGUAUCUAUUGAAUUAUGAGUUCAAUACAUCCUCUUUAGCAGAAAGACGGGUAUUCCUUGCUCAUUAUCAGACAAUCACUUAUUCCCAAACUUCGUGUGGGACUAAUACUUUGCAUUUACCAUCUCAUGGAAAACCCUUUUCGCUCCGCUUAGCCUUAUCCCCCUCUAGGGUUUUAGUGAUAGGUUCUAUAGGAACUGGACGAUCCUAUUUGGUCAAAUACCUAGCGACAAACUCCUAUGUUCCUUUCAUUACGGUAUUUUUGAACAAGUUCCUGGAUAACAAGCCUAAGGGUUUUCUUAUUGAUGAUAUCGAUAUUGAUGCUAGUGACGAUAUUGAUGAUAGUGACAAUAUUGAUGCUAGUGACGAUAUUGAUGCUAGUGACGAUAUCGAUCGUGACCUUGAUACGGAGCUGGAACUGCUAACUAUGAUGAAUGCGCUAACUAUGGAUAUGAUGCCGGAAAUAGACCGAUUUUAUAUCAUCCUUCAAUUCGAAUUGGCAAAAGCAAUGUCUCCCUGCAUAAUAUGGAUUCCAAACAUUCAUGAUCUGGAUGUGAAUGAGUCGAAUUACUUAUCCCUCGGUCUAUUAGUGAAUCAUCUCUCUGAAAGAUGUUCCACUAGAAAUAUUCUUGUUAUUGCUUCGACUCAUAUUCCCCAAAAAGUGGAUCCCGCUCUAAUAGCUCCGAAUAAAUUAAAUACGUGCAUUAAGAUACGAAGGCUUCUUAUUCCACAACAACGAAAGCACUUUUUCACUCUUUCAUAUAAGGGAUUUCACUUGGAAAAGAAAAUGUUCCAUACUAACGGAUUCGGGUCCAUAACCAUGGGUUCCAGUGCAAGAGAUCUUGUAGCACUUACCAAUGAGGCCCUAUCGAUUAGUAUUACACAGAAGAAAUCAAUUAUAGACACUAAUACAAUUAGAUCCGCUCUUCAUAGACAAGCUUGGGAUUUGCGAUCCCAAGUAAGAUCAGUUCAGGAUAAUGGGAUCCUUUUCUAUCAGAUAGGAAGGGCUGUAGCACAAAAUGUACUUCUAAGUAAUUGCCCGAUAGAUCCUAUAUCUAUCUAUAUGAAGAAGAAAUCAUGUAACGAAGGGGAUUCUUAUUUGUACAAAUGGUACUUCGAGCUUGGAACGAGCAUGAAGAAAUUAACGAUACUUCUUUAUCUUUUGAGUUGUUCUGCCGGAUCGGUCGCUCAAGAUCUUUGGUCUCUACCCGGACCCGAUGAAAAAAAUGGGAUCACUUCUUAUGGACUCGUUGAGAAUGAUUCGGAUCUAGUUCAUGGCCUAUUAGAAGUAGAAGGCGCUCUGGUGGGAUCUUCACGGACAGAAAAAGAUUGCAGUCCGUUUGAUAAUGAUCGAGUUACAUUGCUUCUUCGGCCCGAACCGAGGAAUCCCUUAGAUAUGAUGCAAAACGGAUCUUGUUCUAUCUUUGAUCAGAGAUUUCUCUAUGAAAAAUACGAAUCGGAGUUUGAAGAAGGGGAAGGAGAAGGAGUCCUCGACCCGGAACAGAUAGAGGAGGAUUUAUUCAAUCACAUAGUUUGGGCUCCUAGAAUAUGGCGCCCUUGGGGCUUUCUAUUUGAUUGUAUCGAAAGGCCCAAUGAAUUGGGAUUUCCCUAUUGGUCCAGGUCAUUUCGGGGCAAGCGGAUCAUUUAUGAUGAAGAGGAUGAGCUUCAAGAGAAUGGUUCGGAGUUCUUGCAGAGUGGAACCAUGCAGUACCAGACACGAGAUAGAUCUUCCAAAGAACAAGGCCUUUUUCGAAUAAGCCAAUUCAUUUGGGACCCUGCAGAUCCGCUCUUUUUCCUAUUCAAAGAUCAGCCCCCUGGCUCUGUGUUUUCACAUCGAGAAUUAUUUGCAGAUGAAGAGAUGUCAAAGGGGCUUCUUACUUCCCAAAUGGAUCCUCCUACAUCUAUAUAUAAACGCUGGUUUAUCAAGAAUACACAAGAAAAGCACUUCGAAUUGUUGAUUAAUCGUCAGAGAUGGUUUAGAACCAAUAGUUCAUUAUCUAAUGGAUCUUUCCGUUCUAAUACUCUAUCCGAGAGUUAUCAGUAUUUAUCAACUCUGUUCCUAUCUAACGGAACGCUAUUGGAUCAAAUGACAAAGACAUUGUUAAGAAAAAGAUGGCUUUUCCCGGAUGAAAUGAAAAUUGGAUUCAUGUAA
Molecule: messenger RNA, 6589 nt
Organism: Apis cerana (Asiatic honeybee)
Lineage: Eukaryota; Metazoa; Arthropoda; Insecta; Hymenoptera; Apidae
Molecular function (GO): ATP binding; ATP hydrolysis activity
Source: RefSeq, a predicted model, not a curated record